Acanthopagrus latus (yellowfin seabream) is the source of this 4618-nucleotide messenger RNA. RefSeq names its product opioid growth factor receptor (gene ogfr). Gene Ontology annotation, cellular component: membrane. The coding region runs from base 189 to 1862 and encodes 557 amino acids. Lineage: Eukaryota; Metazoa; Chordata; Actinopteri; Spariformes; Sparidae. Gene Ontology annotation, molecular function: opioid growth factor receptor activity. The record is from RefSeq and is a predicted model, not a curated record. The transcript has 7 exons.
GCAGCACCAGUACUGCAGCCGCCAACGGCGCCGCUGUCUGACGAUGGUAGACCGGAGAGACGGAUGGUCAGGGCCGUCCCCGUGUAACCUGAACAUGCAGGCGUAACUUGAUUCGUGGUCGUUUGCAUUGAUAAACGAGGAUACGCGUCUGUUUAGUUGUAUCUAGUCACACAACGUGUGUUUGAACCAUGGAGGACGACUGUAUUUGUGAGUACGACUCGACCUGGGACACAGAGAGUGAUGGAGACGACCCGGCCGGAGAGAGCCAAACCCGACGGUCAUGUCAAGACAAAAACAAAUCUGGAUGGACUUUGUGGCACCAUACCUCCAGAAACACGAGGGCAGCAAAGGACAUGCAGAAUUACAGAAGAGGAUAUCCGAAUCUUACAGAUGAUGAGUGCUCAGAAGACAAAAUGAACAAUUUGCAGUUUUAUCUCAACAAAUUUCCGUCUGCUCCCGAUGAUGUCUACAUCGAAUCGUUUUUGAAGGAGUGGAAAAAUGACUACAAAAGACUGGAGAGAGUUCACUCGUACAUUCAGUGGCUGUUUCCACUGCGAGAGCCAGGGGUUAAUUACAUGGCCUCAGAACUCACCAAGAAGGAAAUCGAGGCUUUCAAGAAGAAUGAGGACGCCAAAAAGAGACUUGUCGAGUCCUAUGAACUCAUGCUGGGCUUCUAUGGCAUCCGAUUGGUCAACAAAGAGACGGGGGAGGUGAAACGAGCAGAAAAUUGGAAGGAGCGAUUUGGAAACCUUGAACGGAAUAUGCACAACAACCUGCGCAUCACUCGCAUCCUGAAGAGCCUCGGGGAGCUGGGCUUUGAGCACUACCAGGCCCCACUGGUGCGCUUUUUUCUUGAAGAGACUCUAGUCAAGAAGACCCUUAGCAGUGUCAAACGCAGCGUGCUUGACUACUUCCUGUUUGCUGUCCUGGACAAGGAAAAACGUCAGGAGCUUGUGCGCUUUGCCUACCUUCACUUUGAGCCAAAGGAUAAGUUUGUAUGGUGUCCUAGAAAGAUUCAGAAACAAUUCAGGAAGGCAGAGAAGAGAGCUGAUGCUGUUGGGAACGGGGAUGGAAAAGAUGAAGUCUAUUCACGGAGUAAAAGCAAAGACGGGGAAGCUGUUGUGCAACAAAAAGAGGAUGGACUUGAGAAAGUAACAAAGGCUCAGAAAGGAACUGAUAAAACUGCAUCCAAAGACAAAAACAAAUUGUCUGAGGAGUCCACAGAGCCAAAACCCGAAGCUGAGACAGUCGGAAAUGGAAAUGCGGAGGUCGAGUCUGCUAAUGUAAUUUCGGGGAACGGAAAAGAUUCUACGGAUGAUGUUGAUAAAAUGGAUCAGACACCCAGUCCUGACACCAGGAUGGCAAAAACCCAGCCCUGUGCUGACAACAACAAUGACAACAAACUUACCAACAAUUCGAAGGCCAGUGUCCAGGAAGCAGACAACCUUAUGCAAACAGACGGGGACGUAGACACUGAAAAACCACCAAAGAAGAAAAGAGAAGAUGACAAGGACCUGCCAAGUAACGGCUCUGCUGGGGCCAGUGAGCAGACGGAGGAAAAAGCUGGUGCUAAUAAAGCCACUGGUCAAACGAGCCCUUCGGCACACACCCCCCUUAAGACUUCAAAACAUUCACCAUCUCUUUCUUCAGGCAGGGAGGAAAAAAUCCCAAGGACUGACUUUAAUCAAGUGCCAGAUACAAAGGAAGAGGAGGAAUCGUCACAGGCAAAUGGGUCAGCAACAAAUGGGUCAGUGAUGAGCACCGACAAAGGUGUGACUCAACAGACAAAUGGGAAGGAGUCUGAGGAUAUUGAUAUGGAAUCACCCCCCUCGAGCUCAGAUCAAAAUGCUGGGAAUUCAUGAACAAACUGGAUGAUUGGAGAAAAUACAUUAAUUUGCGUGUAAUUGAAUUGUAAUAUAGGGACAGAGUAUGACUUAAAAAGACGUUCUGGCCUUAUUUCUACUAUAUUUGAUGUUUAGAUAUUGAUUCUUUUCACUUUGAAGGAGUAUAUAAAUUCAUGAACUUAUGAAGUGUGAGACUGGAUGUGACUCAGUUUCUACAUGGCCAUCAGACAAUACUGAAGGAUGAGGCUGGGGAUGUUCUAUAAUUUUUCCUAUUGCCAACAAAUCCCAGUCAACAAAGGUCAGAAUCAGCAGGAGACUUGACAGACCACUGCAGCCAAAGGUGAAUGUGUUAGUAGGCUCAUUUGUUAGCAUUGCUAGCUUGCCUGUUUGUGAUGGAGAAAUCUUAUCAGUGAAGAAGCAUGUAACUGUAACUGUUAAUUAUAACUCACAAAUUAUGGAAAAACACUGCAAAACAUUGUACAUAAACCUGCUGCCUUUUUAUUUAAAGUUGAUCGGUACUUGAUUUCGGGGGUUGAUACCAAUGAUAGGGAGUAAGAUAAUUCCGAUAUUUAGAUAUCGGCUGAUAUACAAUUUUUUGCAAAUGAUCCCUCAAAUGUGGUAAUCAGACUCUUGUGACAUUUAUAUGUUGGAGGCAGGAUAUCUUACAGUUUGACAAUAAACAUUAUUGUCCAAAAUAACAUCAGUGCACUGAAACCGUAAACUCAAAUUAAAUAGUUGAAUAAUAAUAAUAAUGAUAAUGAUUUAAUAGUUCUUCCCCAGGAGUCUUUUUUUCUACGUAAUAAUCUCUUUAAAAAAUUGCCAAUAUUUUGUGCCAACACCAGUAUAUCUUUCAUAGGCCAGUAGUGGCCAAAAGAUAUAUUGGUCAGGCUCUACUUUAAUUAACAACAUCACGCAUAAUUUAUUACAUUUCGAAAAAACGCAUUUAAAGGUUGUUCAAAUAAAACUAAAGUAUCAUCGCAGAGUCUUUCCAUUAAUGAGAUUCUUUCUGGGUCAGUCAUCCAGCAGAAUGUUGGAAAACACAAAGUGUGCAGCUCUCUGCUAAUGCAGUUAAGAUACAGUUCAUUUUAGUCACUCCACUGAAAUGUGUCCAUCGCAUCAUUUAACCAUACAACCCACAGCUAGCAGUGGUUAGCUGCCAGAAAACAUGCUAGCAUUAUUAGCUUGCCAGCAGUUGUGCUAACCCAGUUACUACUCUAUUCAUCUUUGCCUUGCAGGUCCAAAGCUCUUCAUCAAGUCUCCCCAAAGCCACCAUAUUGUCAGUACUUUCUGACAUUAUGCUGUCUGUGACUCAGCUCCAAGAACACUGGUUCUUAUUAAAGACAUCAAUCUACAUAAUCCAAUCGAAGGUAACUCGUUUUCAUCAAAUAUUCCUCAGAUGGAAGUAUAAAGGGCUGUCGUUAGGGACCAUUUUCAGCCAGACAUUUACAGCAGCAGGAUGUUGUGUGUGGGACUGACUCAAAAUAGACUGCAGUGUUGGUGUUUAUUGUCACAAAGGAGCAUGUCAGCCAUCACUACAGUGUGGCUAAUGGAUGUGUUUUAAUAGUUCUUGGAUAGCAAUGGAAGAAUGUGGCAUUCAAAGACCGUAUUUGUGAGUGGGAUUGACUGAAGACUAGAUGAAAAUAUAGACCAUUGCCAGACUUGUCCUUUUUCCGAUUGUAAUGACUGACGGUAACUGAUAUUUGAUAUCUCUGCAGGAUGCAUAAAGCACUAUUAAUAAUGUAUAUCAAUUAAAUGAUGGUUUCAGCAUUUUAAAUACCCCUAAUUCUUUCACAACUAAACAUGUUUUUUGCACUGAAAAUAAUGAAUUGGAAAAGCUUCUUUUUUUUUUUUUUUUUUUUUCCUUUUCAGGCUGUUUUUGUGUGAGUAAAAACAUUCUGUACUGGUUUGUGUUUCUCUUCUGGACCCUGCUGUUGAAAAUGGAUUUAAGACUGAAUGUCACUUAUGUUGUAUUUCAAAAAAAAUGUUGCACAGUCUGUAUGUUGUCAUGCAGAUUUGGGGGAAAUAGACUUUUGAACAACUGAAAAGCCUUGCCAAAAAAAAAUGUGAUAAAGACUGGUUGAUUGUACAGUGUGUUUGUUUUUCGGGCAGAACUGAUGAAGCUUCAGUUUUGAUAAUUUAAAUUCAACUGUAUGUUAAUUUAAUAGCCAGGUUGAUUACAUUGAUGCAUCUUUUUAUAUUUGCACUUAAUUUUCACUGUUAAUUGUUAAGAAAAAUAUGGUAUUUACACGAUGAAAUGGUAAUAACUUUACAAGAAGUGCUGACUUUCUUUAUAUAUGACUUCCUUUUCCAACUAAAUACCUGGCUGUUGACGAAGCAGAAUAAAGUUAUACUAUUUUUUGACGCUUUUAUGAAAUAAUUCUGCAUUAAGCCACAGUCAUAGUCUCAUUAUAGUUUAUAAAAUAUUGCAGCAGUUCUCAGGAUGUCACUGUGGCGUGUCUCAGCUUUUGCUCCUAUUCCUGAGACUCUUCUGCGAUUUCUCAAUGCGGCAACAUAGAGUAAGAAGUAUCUGCGUUUUUCUCCAGCAAACAGACUUGGUGAAGUGACAUGACUCACAACGGAGGGAAGAACAAGAUGUUACAGUUAUUGAUUCAGCAGAGUGUGUUCAGGCCAAGGGUCUGAGGAAGGAGAGAAGAAAAAGUACAUACUGUUGGAGUUUAAAGUUGCUGUGUGUUAUUGCAUUGUCCGUGCCAGCCUCUAUCUCUAGAUCUGCCCAUUCCCUGUUUGGAACAUUCUAAAUAAAGCAUUUAACACUU